Messenger RNA from Cebus imitator (Panamanian white-faced capuchin), 1321 nucleotides. RefSeq names its product neuroguidin (gene NGDN). Gene Ontology annotation, cellular component: small-subunit processome; nucleolus. Gene Ontology annotation, biological process: maturation of SSU-rRNA from tricistronic rRNA transcript (SSU-rRNA, 5.8S rRNA, LSU-rRNA). Lineage: Eukaryota; Metazoa; Chordata; Mammalia; Primates; Cebidae. The transcript is spliced from 11 exons. The record is from RefSeq and is a predicted model, not a curated record. Bases 231 to 1172 code for a protein of 313 amino acids.
AGUACUUGUUUUCGUCAUGACAUCUCUUUCGGAGUCUGACGAAUUCAGCUGGUUCCUUUACUCCAUUGGCCAGAUGAAACUCCUCCUCUCGUUUACCCUGUUGGGGGCGGAAGUGAGAAAGCCUUUAUUCGUAUUGGCUUAGAUUUACAAGCGGUAGUUGUCUAUCAAAUCUAUAUAGGCGCCCUUAGCGCUCAGGAAGUACGAAACCGGAAGGGGUGGGCCAUGCGAAGAUGGCGGCACUGGAGGUGCUGGAGUCAGACCUGCCAAGUGCCGUGACACUUCUGAAAAAUCUCCAGGAGCAAGUGAUGGCUGUAACUGCACAGGUGCAAUCACUGACAAAAAAAGUUCAAGCUGGUGCCUAUCCUACAGAAAAGGGUCUCAGCUUCUUGGAAGUGAAAGACCAGCUGCUGCUCAUGUACCUUAUGGAUUUGACACACCUCAUUCUGGACAAAGCCUCAGGAGGGUCUCUUCAGGGACAUGAUGCAGUUUUGAGACUGGUGGAGAUUCGCACGGUUUUGGAAAAGCUUCGUCCCUUGGACCAAAAACUGAAAUAUCAAAUUGACAAACUGGUCAAGACUGCAGUGACAGGCAGCCUUAGUGAGAAUGACCCACUUCGUUUUAAGCCUCAUCCCAGCAAUAUGAUGAGCAAGUUGAAUUCUGAGGAUGAGGAUGAAGCAGAAGAUGGCCAGUCUGAGGUGUCAGGGAAGAAAUCUGUGAAAGGAGUGUCUAAGAAAUAUGUUCCGCCACGCUUGGUUCCAGUACAUUAUGAUGAAACAGAAGCUGAGCGGGAGAAGAAGCGUCUAGAACGAGCUAAGAGACGGGCAUUGAGCAGCUCUGUCAUUCGUGAACUUAAGGAGCAGUACUCAGAUGCUCCAGAGGAAAUCCAUGAUGCUCGGCAUCCCCAUGUUACCCGCCAGAGUCAGGAGGACCAGCACAGGAUUAACUAUGAGGAGAGCAUGAUGGUGCGUUUGAGCGUCAGUAAAAAAGAGAAAGGACGGCGAAAACGAGCAAAUGUCAUGAGCUCACAACUUCAUUCCCUUACACACUUCAGUGACAUCAGUGCUUUGACAGGAGGAACUGCUCAUCUUGAUGAGGAUCAGAAUCCUGCUAAAAAGCGGAAGAAGAUAUCUAAGAAAGGUCGGAAGAAAAAAGGUUUUCGGAGGCGGCGGUGAUUAUGGGUGUACAUAUUUGUAUAUUUUUUGUCAUCCUGAGAUACUUCUAAUAUCAUUGUAUAUAGGUUGUUUUCCCUGGAAUUUAUUGUUUGUUUUGGACAUGUGGAAAGAGCCUUACUAAUAAAAUUUAUUUUACUUAUGAAUUAAAA